AUAAAUCCAUUCGUCUCCAUCAUCACAAUAACAACACUCAUCCUAGGCACAAUAAUCGUAAUCACCAGCUCCCACUGAUUAUUCGCCUGAAUUGGAUUCGAGAUAAACACUAUAGCCAUAAUCCCCAUUAUGAUAAAAGUCUUCAACCCCCGAGCCAUAGAAGCCUCUACUAAAUAUUUCCUAACCCAAGCCACUGCAUCUAUACUACUCAUAAUAGCAGUCGUAAUCAACUUAUUAUACUCCGGCCAAUGAACCAUUACCAAAAUAUUCAACCCGACAGCAUCUGUACUCAUAACAAUAGCCCUGGCCAUCAAACUAGGACUAUCACCAUUCCACUUCUGAGUGCCCGAAGUCACACAAGGUAUUCCCCUAACCACAGGCCUAAUCCUCCUUACAUGACAAAAACUUGCCCCUCUAUCCAUCCUCUACCAAAUCUCACCAUCAAUUAACGUAAACCUAAUACUAACCAUAUCCCUACUCUCCAUCCUAAUUGGAGGUUGAGGAGGACUAAACCAAACACAACUCCGAAAAAUUAUAGCCUACUCAUCAAUCGCCCACAUAGGAUGAAUAACAACCAUCCUGCUCUAUAACCCCACCAUAACCACAUUAAACCUACUAAUCUACAUCACAAUAACCUACACCAUAUUUACACUACUUAUUCAAAACUCAACUACUACCACACUAUCCUUGUCCCAAACAUGAAACAAAAUACCAAUCACCACAACCUUCACUAUACUUACCCUACUCUCUAUAGGAGGACUCCCGCCACUAUCAGGAUUCACACCUAAAUGAAUAAUCAUCCAAGAGCUGACAAAAAACGAAAUGCUUAUUGUACCAACCUUUAUAGCCAUCACAGCCCUACUAAACCUAUACUUCUACAUACGUCUCACCUACUCAACAGCAUUAACCCUAUUCCCCUCCACAAACAACAUAAAAAUAAAAUGACAAUUUUACUCCACAAAACGAACAACCCUCCUACCAACAGCAAUUGUAAUAUCCACAAUACUCCUACCCCUCACCCCCAUACUAUCCAUCUUGCUGUAG
Molecule: messenger RNA, 1044 nt
Organism: Kogia breviceps (pygmy sperm whale)
Lineage: Eukaryota; Metazoa; Chordata; Mammalia; Artiodactyla; Physeteridae
Source: the annotation of a RefSeq genome assembly